Messenger RNA from Aspergillus brunneoviolaceus CBS 621.78, 1265 nucleotides. RefSeq lists its product as uncharacterized. Bases 93 to 1265 code for a protein of 390 amino acids. The transcript is spliced from 2 exons. NCBI's taxonomy places the organism in Eukaryota, Fungi, Ascomycota, Eurotiomycetes, Eurotiales, Aspergillaceae. The record is from RefSeq and is a predicted model, not a curated record.
AUAGUCCUCUUACGCUCCUUUCUUGACUCUUCUCUCAUUUCAUCCUAUUGCAAGAAAGUUCUACCAGGUCCUCUCUCGUGCCAACCAUCACGAUGAUCACGCACAAGGGCAACUCGUCCCGACUACUACUAUUAUUCGGGUUGCUCGCUUCAACGAUAUCGCCAACGCAGGCCGUUGGCAUCCUGCUGCCACGAAGCAGCGACACCUGUCCCAGCGACUACACACAAUGCUCGAGCAGCGGUCUUCCUAGCACCUUCUGCUGCCCCAGCAGCUCCACCUGCAUCAGUCUCGACGACGGCAGCUCCGCCAUCUGCUGCCCAGCCGGGCAGAGCUGCGACUACAUCGAGCCCAUCACCUGCGAUGUACAGCUGCAGAACGCGACCUCCCACCCCAAGAACAGCGUGCACACCACCCGCCUCGACGAUAGCCUGGCCAAAUGUGGCUCGAAGUGCUGUCCCUUCGGCUACACCUGUACGGGGGACUCGCUCUGCAGCAUGGACACAUCCACCGCAUCCACCGCAGCAGCAUCCAGCGCUACCUCCUCAACCACCUCCUCCACCACAUCCUCCUCCUCCUCAUCCUCCCUCGCAACCGCCAUCUCCGCCACAGACCCCCGCGUCUCCACCUCCUCAGCCGCAGACAACACCAACACCAACACCACCACCAGCGCAACAGCAACACAGCUAAAAUGCCCACAGUACCCCACAGCAGCCGUCCUGGCCGGCUUCUUCCCCGGCGCCCUCCUCGGCGUAACGGCCACCCUCCUCUCCCUCCUCCUGUACCGCCACCACUGCCGCAAGAACCUGCCCCCGUCCGCCAAGAUCGCCCAAUUCACCCACCGCUCCUCCAAGGGCACCCUCAUCGGGAUCUCCUCGCCCAUGCCCUCAGAGGAGACAGCCUACCGCACCGACUUCCUCCUCCGGCGGACGCAAUCCCGAACCUCGAAGGCCACAACCACCGGCUCCCGGUCGCGGUCGCGGUCCCGAUCCCGCUCCAUGAUCCAGAAGACCGGCGGCCGGGUCCGGAGUCUGUUCAACCCCCACAACCCCGUCUCGCCGCCGGUGAUCCCGGCGUUGCCCCGGACGGAGAGUAUUCGGGUGUAUACGCCGCCGGGCGUGUUUGCGACCACAGGGGUCCUGAAGCCGGACGCGUAUCCGACGAAUCCCAGGGCCAUGGAGGCGUUUUCGGAGGACCCGGAGGGCUCGGGUGGUGGUGGCGGUGGGUUGAGUAGAGGGAGUUCGAGGUUGGGGUCGCAGCGGAGGUAG